CCGGCCCCGCCUCCCUGUCCCGGUGAACCGAGGCUAUAACAGCCUGAGGCCGCCUCGGACUGCAGAGGAGCGCUGGGAGCGCACUGCACUGGGAGCCGCUCUCUCACUUGUUAGCUCACUCGUGCUUUCGAGUCCAGAGUCCCGCAGACGCAGGGGACGUGGGUGACGGCGGCGGAGCUAAAGGUUUGGGAACAGGAUUAUCUGAGCCUCACUCGCGGAGAGAUCCGGAGCUCGGUCCCAUGAAGUCCCCCACAGUACAGCGCAGCGCCGGGGGCGCGGCGGAGACCACUGCUGGGGCAGUUCCUUCCCUGGACUCAGUGGUGGUUGCAGACCUGUCUGAUGUCCUGUGUGAGUUUGAUGAGGUCAUGGCCGAUUUCUCGUCCCCCUUCCACGAGCGCCACUUUGAGUAUGAGGAGCACCUGAAGAGGAUGAAGCGCAGGAGCAGCGCCAGCGUCAGUGACAGCAGCAGCGGUUUCAGCGAUUCAGAGAGUGCAGAUUCUCCUUAUAGACACAGUUUCAGCUGCAGCGAUGAAAAGCUGAAUUCUCCAACAGUCUCGGCGCCAUCUUUGUCCUCUCCCCUUGUCGUUCCUCGUAAAGCCAAACUUGGAGACACCAAAGAACUAGAGGACUUCAUUGCUGAUCUGGACAGGACAUUAGAAAGCAUGUGAAAAGAGAAGAAGAUGUGGGUAUCUGUUCUUUCAAUGGGAGAAGCUUCAGAAAGCUGUGAAGACCCAAGGAAGCUAACUGUUAGAAAUUGCUGCCAUAGUUGGCUAUGAUCAGUGUAUCUUAUAAUGUCAUCUGAGAUCCUGUUAUUUGAAAUACAACUUUAGGGAUCAUCUUUGCUGGAUUCUUAGGUGUUAAAAUUGACUUUAUUAACCUGUGCAGCAGAUGAGAGCAAAUGACUUGCGCUAAUAUUAUAUUUUUCCUUAAAACAUACUCAUAUGUAAUUUAAAAUGUGUUUAUGAAUAUAUUUGUAAUUAUAUAUAGUUGGAAACAGUAAUGAUGCUUUUAUCCCUUUAUAAUAUAUUUUUGUAUGCAAAUAAAAUUUGAACUGGA
Messenger RNA from Dromiciops gliroides (monito del monte), 1056 nucleotides. RefSeq names its product regulator of cell cycle (gene RGCC). The record is from RefSeq and is a predicted model, not a curated record. NCBI's taxonomy places the organism in Eukaryota, Metazoa, Chordata, Mammalia, Microbiotheria, Microbiotheriidae. Gene Ontology annotation, biological process: regulation of cell cycle. Bases 240 to 668 code for a protein of 142 amino acids. Gene Ontology annotation, cellular component: cytoplasm. The transcript has 5 exons. Gene Ontology annotation, molecular function: protein kinase binding; protein kinase activator activity.